AUGCGGAACACCUUUGUCGAUCUCACAAACUACGGCACGUGCCUUCACAUCCCUCUGGUCUUCGAGCAAGAAGCCAAGGAUAAAGCCUUCAGGGAUCUUGGAGAAGGAUAUUGCGAGCUGCUCGUGGUGGCCGUGCCGAAUUUUGGCAACCGUCGAUAUAUCGCCUUUCUUGCUCUUCCGCAGGACUGCGAAACGCGCCUGCAGCCGGACAAUGAUCUCACGGUCAUCUUGACUCUUGACUUGGAGAACUCUGCUCCCGAGAAAGGAUGGCAACCGCGAGACCAGCACAUCUACCUGCCCGCAGACCAGGAGCCUAAUGUGAUUCCCUUCAAUACACUGAUCGAUGUUGUUAGCGCGCGCAAGCUCCUUGCCUCCAUCCAGCCGCAGCAGGUUGUCGUCCAUUUAGUCUCAUCGAACCUACCCUACUGCCGUCAAAUCACAGCGGCCAUCCCAUGA
Messenger RNA from Aspergillus piperis CBS 112811, 456 nucleotides. RefSeq lists its product as uncharacterized. The transcript is spliced from 2 exons. The record is from RefSeq and is a predicted model, not a curated record. The coding region runs from base 1 to 456 and encodes 151 amino acids. Lineage: Eukaryota; Fungi; Ascomycota; Eurotiomycetes; Eurotiales; Aspergillaceae.